GCAUCUUGUAUACAUAUAAGGUUAAGAAAUUAGGAGCAUCGAACAUUGUCAUAAAUACAUUUGAUAAAAAAUUCGUAUAUUAUCGUAGAAAGAAACUAAAGGAAGACAAUAAUCUAGUAUGUCAAAGGUACUGGAUGAGGAAUUGAAGCAAGCUUUUUCAAAGCUGCAUGAAAAGAUGGUGGAUACCAAGCAGAAGCUAAAGCUGGCUGAUAUACAAAUUGAUAAGCUGCGACGUACAAAGCAGCGGGCAGAACUCACUACAAAAGAAAUUGGCUGCUUUCCCGAAGACACAAGAAUAUACGAAUCUGUCGGUCGAAUGUUCUUCCUAGAUGAUGUGAACAAUAUUAAGAGCAAUCUGGAUACUAGAAUGAAAACAUCUGAUGAGAAGAUUAAGACAUUAGAAAAUAAUAAAAUAUAUUUGCAACGUAGUUUAAAGGAAAGCGAAAAUGAAAUCAGAGAAAUGAUUCAACAAAAACAGAGUAAAGAAUCUUCUGGUUAAAACGUUAUUAAAUCAUUAUGUGAAUGCUAUUUUCAUUUUUCUUGCACAUUCUUUGAGCUUGUCAAAAUCAUUAUAUGAAACAAGUGUCUAUAACUACCCACUUAUAAGAAUCUAAUCUGUUAAUUUGAAUUUGUGCUUUGCAUUUUCAUACAUUACUGUUGCAUUUUCAUAUUUUGUGUGCAAUAUAUUUGGAAUAAAACUCGUUAAUACUAGAGAAAAAGAGACAGAAUUCAACAAUUUAUAUAAAUUAAAUCAAAUAUGAAACAUAAAAUUAUACACAAAUUGUAGAACAUACUUUUGUAAGAAGUAACAUUGUAUGCAAAUAACAUUGUGCGUCUAUAGGAAUUUUAAUUAAAUAAACAUUCUGAUUUUAUAACUUAAAAAA
Molecule: messenger RNA, 884 nt
Organism: Nylanderia fulva
Lineage: Eukaryota; Metazoa; Arthropoda; Insecta; Hymenoptera; Formicidae
Gene: Pfdn1
Product: prefoldin subunit 1
Biological process (GO): protein folding
Cellular component (GO): prefoldin complex; cytoplasm
Molecular function (GO): protein folding chaperone
Source: RefSeq, a predicted model, not a curated record